Melanotaenia boesemani (Boeseman's rainbowfish) is the source of this 6548-nucleotide messenger RNA. It is a transcript of the gene adgrd1, whose product is annotated as adhesion G protein-coupled receptor D1. Gene Ontology annotation, biological process: cell surface receptor signaling pathway; adenylate cyclase-activating G protein-coupled receptor signaling pathway. Gene Ontology annotation, cellular component: membrane. Gene Ontology annotation, molecular function: G protein-coupled receptor activity. The coding region runs from base 329 to 3082 and encodes 917 amino acids. The transcript has 26 exons. NCBI's taxonomy places the organism in Eukaryota, Metazoa, Chordata, Actinopteri, Atheriniformes, Melanotaeniidae. The record is from RefSeq and is a predicted model, not a curated record.
UGCCUCCACUGAGCUCCUUUACUCCUCGCAGUUUCCAGAUGCAGACACAGAAACUCAAAGAGCUGCAAGCUGAAAGUGGGGACAUGCAACACGGAUUAUAACUUUGGCUUCACUUUGUACCAUGACGGGGCAACUUCUGAAGAUUUUCUGCCCUCCGUCCUUACACUAAAUUGAAUGCCUUAGGGAAAGUUUUGUGCUGUUGUUAUAUUUUUUAAGUUUAGACACAUAUGGACUGAUCAAAAAUUUUGUCAUCAUCUUGGAACAAUGAAUGACAUCUCUUGGAUUUAUCUUUACCUUGGGAUUUAAGUUGUCAUAGAAAAUAACACAUAUGGUAAAUUUCUCAAGAGCAAUGGAAUUUUGUUUGCAAAUUCAUAUUUUUACAGUUAUUGUGUCCUAUAUCAAGGUUUUUGCUCAUGUGGUGCCUAAUGUGAAGCAUCCAGGCCUGCAGGUGUUGGCCACAGCCUCACAUUAUUGGCCGCUUGAUGCUGUAGACGGAAUCCAUGAACUGUGGGACCAGAUUGAAAACAGACCAGGUUAUAUUACUAGAAGUAACAUAACUCUCAGAAUCCACAACCACACUGUGCUCCCUUCUUCCCAUAACUCUUCUUAUGUGUAUACCAAUGACUCUGCCUACACUAACAUUUCUGCAACAGUAGACAUUGUUGAAGGAAUGGUCAAUAAGGGGAUCUUUCUGAAUGGUGAUAACGGUGGCACUUUUCUUCACUUUGGAAACUACCAGAACUCAUGCAUAAGUGAUCCUAUGUUGUGCGGUCCUGAGGGAAUUACCAUCUCAUUUUUUUGGAAAAACCACGAGGCAGUGUCUCGCUCUGCAGUAGCCUCUGGAGGGAAAGUUAUCUCCAAUGGCUUCUCAGUCUUCACCAACCCUUUUAAAGGAUAUGUGGAGUUUUACACUCGAGGCAACAACCACAGGUGGAAGACUGACAUCAAAGUUCCAGGGCCAUACUGGACACAUAUUCUCUUCACAUGGACUAAGACGGAUGGUUUGAAAGUCUACAUCAAUGGGACCUACGCAGCUGGUGAUCAAGCUGGCAGUGUCUCAGAGAACUAUGGAGACCCUCAUCCUGACCUUGUUAUUGGAACUGGCAAUAACAGGGCGUAUGGUCACUAUGUAACAGGGGCUUUUGAUGAAUUUGUCAUCUGGGAAAGGGCCCUCUCACCUCGUCAGAUCCUGCUCUACUACAAUGCAGCCAUAGGCCAAGACAUGAAUUUUGACAAAACAGUCAUGGACUUAAAGGAAGCCACAUCAACUUCACCCACAGCUAGAGCCACUGAAGUCAGUCCUGCUGUCAUCAGCAGCCAUGGAGAGAUCCAAAGCUCCCAAGGUCCGGACACGGUGCCAGUGCUGGACUUUCUUGAAGCGCUGCCCAACAGGACCAUUCCUUACAACAUCGCCAACAACCUCACACAGGCGUUUCUCAAAAGUGUGGAAGAAGUGCUGUCCUCUCCAGGAUUGCCAGAGCAGUCCAACCCUUUAGUCAGUGGUUUGAUCGAGACCGUGGACAGAGUGAUGGAGCAUAUGGUGACUAACCUGGAGCCUUGCCCGAACACUCCCAUCUCUCUGGGAGGAACAUCUUUUGUUGCAGAUUACUCUCUGAUGAAAUUCCCACAAAACUUCAACAUGCCACAUUACCGCUUCCCCACACAAGGCAAAAACUACAUCUCUGUGCCUGGGGAGGCCUUCACCUUGCAGUCUCAAACCACCAUUGUCGGCCUUUUCUACCACAACAUGCACAAGUACUACAAAGAGAUCAGCCCUGUCAAGACUAGGAUUAAUGAAGCAGCAGAUUUCAAGGAUCACAAGAUUCAAGUGGCAAGCUGUCUAAUCUCUCUGAAAGUGGAGCCUUUACCAGCUCUGUCAGUAAAUCUCUCUGGAGCGCCACUCAUCAAGAUCGUCCUCACCCACGUUUUGAGCAAAGAACAGCAGGACCAAGUGUUAAAUCAGAGCAAUAAAGUCUUCCUGUACUGCGCCUUUUUGGACUACAGAUCUAAUGAGGGAGUAUGGUCCAAUGAAGGCUGCGUACGCUCCGAAGGAAACAUGACCUAUUCUGUGUGUUUGUGCAACCACCUCACCAACUUUGCCAUUCUUAUGCAAGUUGUCCCCCUAAAGCUCACUACUGGCCACAAGGUGGCACUAUCAACCAUUGGUUAUGUUGGAUGCUCAAUUUCCAUCUUCUGCCUCGCCAUCACUCUGGUUACCUUUGCAGUCUUGUCGUCUGUUAGCACCAUCCGUAACCAACGCUACCACAUCCAUGCCAACCUGUCCUUCGCCAUCCUGGUGGCUGAGGUCUUACUGCUCAUCAGCGCUCGUUUUGAUCCAGGCACGCCCUCCUGUAAAGUCAUGGCCAUCCUGCUUCACUUCUUUUUUCUGAGUGCCUUCGCUUGGAUGCUGGUGGAGGGCCUUCAUCUCUACAGUAUGGUGGUAAAAGUGUUUGGCUCUGAAGGCAGCAAACACUUCUACUACUAUGGCAUUGGCUGGGGUUCUCCAUUUGUGAUCUGUGUGGUUUCCAUGACAUCAGCCUUUGACGGUUAUGGUGCAGUUGACAACUGCUGGUUAUCACUGCAGAAGGGAGCCAUUUGGGCAUUUGUGGCCCCUGCUCUUUUUGUCAUUGUGGUGAACGUGGGCAUUCUGGUAUCGGUGACCAGGAUCAUAUCUCGAAUCAGCGGAGAAAAUUACAAGGUUCAUGGAGAUGCCAAUGCAGUCAAGCUGACAGCCAAGGCAGUGGCUGUGCUCCUGCCCAUACUUGGCAUUUCCUGGAUCUUUGGUGUUCUCACUGUCAACACACAUUCUUUGCCAUUCUUAUAUAUUUUUGCUGUAUUCAACUCAUUACAAGGGUUUUUUGUCUUCUUGUUUCACUGUCUCCUUAACUCUGAGGUCAGAGCCGCAUUUAAACACAAAACCAAGGUGUGGUCUCUUACCAGCAGCUCCAUCCGAAACAUCAAUGUGAAACCAUUCAACUCUGAUAUUAUGAAUGGACACAAGGAGGGUGUUACCCCAACUAAGAUGAACACAUGGGACAAAAGCACCAACUCAGCCAACCGUAUUGACCUCUCUGUCAUGUAAAAAGCCAAAUCCCCAUUUCUGUCUUAGUCAGGAGAGCAAUCUUUGGUUCACUUGGGUGGAAUGACAAAACACUGGCCAGAGUAUUCUGCCACUUUGUCGUAAAAUAAAUUGGACACUUAUAAACUCCAAAGUUGUAGUUGAAUUAUAGGUUCACCCUUAAUGACAAACAGACUUUUGGGACUGUGCCUCACCGUUAUUCCACAAAAAACAUAUUGUGCUCCUCGGAGGAGGAGGAGGAGGAAGAGAAAGUCAAUAAUAUGACAGAGAGAUCCAUGAGAGCUGUUCAGGAUCUGCCAAUGACCCUGCAUAGUCCACCCGCACACUGUGUAUAGAUGAGGCAACUGAUGUGUGUUCUGCCACCUAGUGGUACUUUAUUGUAGAAAAAUGUCACACAUUUAGCAACAUGAUUACUCUAUAUUUUACCAAAUUCACCUGUCUAUUAAUUUGUCCUUUUUACUGAACACAACAUGAAAAAAUGUAUACAACUUCUAUAUCUGUUUAAUUAGAAAAAAGGAUGCAUUGUUCAAAAGAAAAAUUGCAUGACACAUGCAGACAUAGCACAUGCAAACCCUCAGACGUGUCAGAGACAAGAUGCAUGACUGUGAAUAACAUGCAACAAGUUGUUUCUGCUAAAGGAGUCAAGUCAAGCUGAUGUUGAAUAAAUAAAUCAUAAAAAUGCUUAUUUUUCGUCUUUAUCCAUCAGGCCAACAAUUGAGUACAGUACUGUAUGAAGCUACUGCUAGCUGGUUAGCAUAAAGAAUUUAUCAAAGUCUUGCAUAUCACUGAAGUAACUACAAUGCAAGUAUAAAAGUAAUAUAUUGAAGUAUUGUCAAGUAAAACUAGUUUUUAAAGUACAUUUAAACCCUUUAAAUAAACCAAAGUGCUUCACACAGAUUUAAGGCUCAACAAUAGCAAAGCAAACAGAUGUUUCUUGCUUACUAAUAAAGAAAAAAAUUUAUAUAUAUACAUAUAUAUAUAUAUAUAUAUAUAUGUGUAUAUAUAUACAGAGAAAAGACACACAAUGCAUCCAGGAGGCAAAAAUGAACCAAUGAAAAAUACUUUAUUAAUCCCAGAGGGAAAUUGCAAAAUGGUUGGACAUGAGGUUGCACUUUAAAUGUUCAAUUUUUUUUUUUUUUUUUGUUGUUGUUUUUUUAUUUUUCAAUAAUGAAAUUAGUCAUUAAAUGUUGUUUCACAAUUCAGAGUUUUAGUUGUAAGCUGUCAAUGUGUCUGAAUGAUUGAAUUUGGCUUUUGACAUUGCUCUCAUAUAAAAUCAAUUGCAUUUGACUCAAUGAAUAAAACUUCUCCACAGUUACACCUACUGUAAAUGACAGUUUAAGACAGUAAAGGAUAGUAAAAGACAGGAGUGACCACUGUUCUAGUCUGUGACAGUAACCUGUACUGAUUACACUGUUAGCUUGGACCAUGCAGAUCAUAUAAAAUGCUGAGAAACUACUAAAUCCUUAUGCUGGUCUUGACAGCAGAUGGUUAGACAUUUCCAGUUGAGUUAAUGAAAGGCCUAUAAACUAAUGUCACUGAGAAGCCUUGUGCUCAUUCAAUGGAAACUCUACAUGUAUCCACAUCCUUAAAUACCUAUAGUUACAUUCACUGUGUAGAAACAAGUGAUUAACAAUUAAGACUUCUGUUGUAGGCAUUGCAGUUUAAAUCGGGAUUCUCAGGACCUCAAUUCACCCUUUUCUUUACUUGGGUCUACAAACUCCAUCUAAGAGAGAAAUUUCAACAGUUUACAUCCAUCUAUUUCUGUGGUUAGCACAAUUACCUGCCUCCUCAUCUGUGUUUAGGGGUUUGGUUUUACUAAACAAAUGGGAUGGGUGUUGUUGUUUUUUGUUGUUGUUGUUGUUGUUUUUUUCCUCCUAGGUGCGCACAGCAACUCAAUAAUACCAUUGGCAAUCAAUUACACAAAACAGUAUUGAAAGACAAACACAAAAAUUACUAAGAUUACAGAUGUAAAGUAAAUGUCUAAUAUACAUAAAAUGAAAGACAAACCAUGUUAAGGUUAUUGAGUGUACAUCUUGGGAUGUGUCUCAAGUGUUUCAGUAGAUGGGACACAGUUGAUAUUUCUUACUCACUAUAAUUUAGGAAUAGUUGAAAACAAUUGUUGGAAGAUCUAAGUGGUCUGAUGAACGAGAAAGGAAUGAAAAGUAAAUAAAAAGACUUUUGCAAAGGUACAGUUUUGAAGUGAUUUUGGCUGUGGUAACUGUUUUCAUGUUAGUGUGAGAUAGGAUGGGCUCCAGCUUGGCAAUAUUUCUUAUUAGGAAAGGCAACUUUUUACCACAGACCUUUAUAUGUUUAUCCAAUUUUAGUUCUGGAUCAAAGAUUACUUAAAAUUUUCAAACAUGUACAUGUUGAUUCAAAGUCAAUUGUCCUCAGCUAGGACCAAAAAUAGAAAAGUUUCUUGCCAUCGUGUAUUCACCUCCAGAAGGUGGUUUAGGUUAGUUGUAAUGGGUGUAAACGCCUCCAGAUUCAAAAGCAAGAAGAUUUCCAUAUUUUUGGCGAAGCAAUAAAAUGAGACAUUAUGAUUGUGGAAGACAGAACCUAAAGGCAUAAUCUCAGGUUUCAAGCACCAGAUUAGCCAGUCAAGUUUACUGUUCUUUUUACAGAAUAUGUGCCAAAUUAGCAAGCUGUGAGAAUGUGACUCAUUUUUCAUCAAACUUUAUCAUUUUAUCUGUUUUAAUUAAAGGGAAAAAAAAGAAAACUUUGGCUAGAAAAGGGUGACGGGAGCAUACAUUUCUAAAUCGUAUUGUUAAUUUUAUGCUCAUCAAAAUACACCGUCACCAGCUGUUACCAUAUUAAUUAUCACAAAAGAUGAAUUGCAAAAUGCAAACCUGAAUCUCAUGACUUUAAUCCCAUUUCGGGGACAACACACAUUAACUGUCUUAUAACCAUAGAUGCUUUAACAAUGAGUUCAACUCUGAUAUAUGUAUUUAUUUAUUUGGUGAUUCAAAUAAAUCAUCUAUAAACUGCCACAGUUACAAAUCAGUAUUGUUCACAUGUUAUUUACUGUUUAUUUUUGUUUUCUCUCUUUAGUUAAUUUGGCUGGCAUAGCUGCAGAAAGUCAUGUCAUGAGAAAACUACCAAAUGUUAGCCUGUGCUUUUAGAGAAAUAGUGAAUACUGUUUAUGUGUUAAAGACAGUUCUGUGAAUAUAUUUUACGUUUUUUCAGAUUUUUUUUUUUCUUUUUUGGUAUAAUAUAGGGCUUGAAGAUUCUUGCUGUUUUUUUUUCCUAUAUUUUUCUUUUUUGUGAGACUUUUUUUGAGAUGUUGUUGAUCUUACUGUGCCAACACUAGUUUUUUAGAUGAGGAUUUACUGUAUGUCACUCUUCACACACUUUUUAUGUCAAAUUUUAAAUGAAAUAUUUUAAUAUUCUUAUGCUUGUAUAUGGCCUUUAAUGAUUCUUGUUCAUGGUACGACAGUUUGUGCUUACACUUAUCUUUAUUAAAAACUGUUUA